AUGAACAAGUGUAGUUUAGCUUUGUAAACAUCAAUGCUUUUUGAUGAAUAAGAAGACUUCCAAGGUCAUAACUUCGAUGAAUUAGGGCCAUGGUUUAAAUUGAAAGAAAAGAAAUAAUUGAUUGUUCCAUUACAGCCAAUAAGAGUCCCUUAGGUUAAAAUAAAAAAUUAAUAAUUAUAAAAACGGGUUUACCAAAUCAAAACGGAAAGGUAUAACACUGAAAGGACCAUGCAUAUGAAUGAGAAUCCAUUUUACAUAAAUAAAAUAAAAUAAAAUUAAGAAUACACUGAUUCAUCACCAGUGGAAUAAAUCAUUAAGAAGCACUUCUCUAAUAAAUAGACUGUAUUUUUCCCAAAGAGCCAACAGACUUCGUUUGUAUAAAAGUCAGAUAAAUCAAAUCGAUAAAUAAGAGUUAAGAAACUCAAGAUUUAUCAUUCUGAUAUACCAUUGCUCAACUAAUAUAAUUAUUUUUCGAGAUUAUUAUGA
This is a messenger RNA of Paramecium tetraurelia, 486 nucleotides long. RefSeq lists its product as uncharacterized. Lineage: Eukaryota; Ciliophora; Oligohymenophorea; Peniculida; Parameciidae. The record is from RefSeq and is a predicted model, not a curated record. The transcript is spliced from 2 exons.